AUGAAGUUCUUUGUUUUAUUUGCUGUGUUUUGUGCAGUCUUGGCAGCAUCACAAGGUGAUGACUCUAUGCAAGUAGGAGCAACAGUUCCUACCAAUGUAGGUACAAGUUCUGCCCAAACUGGGAAUUUGGAUCAAAAUUCUGCUAGUAAUGGAGUUGGUGCAAACCUUGGCCAAUCUGGUCAAAAUAUUGGUGGCCAAGUAUCUUUACCAAAUUUAGGCCAAGACUCCAACAAGGGCGGUCAAAAUAGUUUAAGUGACCCUCUUCAACCUGGUCAAAGUAACAAUGGGCAAAAUAGUGUUGGUCUUAAUGGCAAUGAUCCAAAUAAUAAUGUCCUGAAUAACUUGUUAAAUGGAUCAAAUGAUGGUGAUAAUGGCAAUGGGCAAAACGUCCUCGAUGAUAUUGGCAGUGCACUUGAUAGCAAUGGGUUAAUUGGACAAAAUAACAACUGGCCUUUUAUGAAUGGAAAUGGAUUCAAUUGGCCAAAUGGUAAUGGAUAUUAUAGCAAUUGUCAAAACUUUAAUGGUCAAGGCAAUAAUGGUAACAACUGGCCCUUUAUGAAUGGUUUAAACUCAUAUGGUUAUAAUGGCAAUGGUCAAAAUAAUGGACCAGGUAAUGGAUUCAAUUGGCCAAAUAACAAUGUGCAUGGUAAUGGAUUCAAUUGGCCGAAUAACAAUGGACAAGGUAAUGGAUUCAAUUGGCCGAAUAAUAAUGGACAAGGUAAUGGAUUCAAUUGGCCUAAUAACAAUGGACAAGAUAAUGGAUUCAAUUGGCCAAAUAACAAUGGACAAAACUCUAAUGGCCAGAGCAAUAAUGAAUACAGCUGGCCUUUUUUGACUGGUUUGAAUACAAACCAGAAUAACAACGGAUUCAAUUGGCCAACUAACAAUUUCAACAAUGGAAAUCAACAGCAAGGUUUUGGUUGGCCAAAUGGAAAUAGCCUCAACAAUGGUUAUAAUCCUUACCAAAAUAAUUAUAAUAGAUAUUAUAACAAUGGACAAAAUGGUUUCAAUAGACUAUUGAAUAAUUUCAAUAAUAAUAUAUGGAACAAUCCAUAUACUAGCAUGGGUUUGUAUAACCUCAAUGGAAAUAAAAAUGGAUUCAAUAUCUUCAACUCUAACAAUUACAAUAAUGGAUUUGGUUCUUGGCCUUUCAAUAAUGGACAAUAUAGUAACUAUUUAAGCAAUAAUCUUUUCAAUUCUAAUAAUGGUUUAUUUUCCAAUGGAUUCAACAAUAAUUUAGGUCUGUCCAAUAGAUACAACACUGGUUUCAAUGGUCCUUGUUACCAAAAUGGUGAUUCCCACAAUUCGUACCAAGUAAACCCACUGACUUCAACAAACUACAACCAACUUUCCAACUACGACCAAUACAGCAAUUAUUUGAACAAUUACAACUUGCAAAACAGUGAAAAUUACAACUCAGGAAAUUAUUUGAACAACUACAACGGCAAUUAUGGCUCAAACAACAACUGGCCUUUUUACAACAACCAAUAUUACAACUCUUUGAACUAUAACAACGGUUAUAACAAUAAUGGUUAUAACAAUAAUGGUUAUUACAACUACAAUAACUAUAACCAACAAUACAAUAACGGUCAGUAUGGUUACAACCAAUACAAUAAUGGACAAUAUAAUUAUGGUCCAUACAAUAAUGGAUACAGUCAAUACUAUAAUGGACAAUACAAUAACCAAUAUUACAACCAACAAUACAGUGGCAUGAAUAAUUAUGGAUUGGGUGGCAACAGUUGGCUUAAUAACUAUUUAAAUAACUAUUAUGGCUAUAAUAACAUGAAUGGAUAUUACAAUGGAUUCAAUAACGGAUAUAAUGGAUUCAAUAAUGGAUACAACAACGGUUAUUACAACUCUAAUGGAUACAGUAAUGGUUACAACAAUGGAUUUUACAAUUCCAACGAAUACAAUGGAUUUUAUAAUAGAUACAACAAUUAUAAUGGAUACAACAAUGGAUACAACAAUGGAUACAAUCCUUUUAACUACCAAUUAGGAACUGCAUAUUGA
This is a messenger RNA of Ctenocephalides felis (cat flea), 2010 nucleotides long. RefSeq names its product probable serine/threonine-protein kinase clkA. The coding region runs from base 1 to 2010 and encodes 669 amino acids. NCBI's taxonomy places the organism in Eukaryota, Metazoa, Arthropoda, Insecta, Siphonaptera, Pulicidae. The record is from RefSeq and is a predicted model, not a curated record. The transcript is spliced from 3 exons.